AUGGCCUUAUCAAGAUCAAGAGUUCAUCCUGAUCAGCUUGCUCUGGUUCUGAGUUUACUCUUGUUAAUUACUACUCCAUCCCUGGUUUCGGGGCACGUUAAACCCCCAGGCACCAUCUGUUACAAUGGAGGGCUACUCCUGACCGGCAAACUCGACCUUUCAAUCUUCUUCUAUGGUGCAAUUGGGCGUACACAAAAGCUCGUCGUCAGGAAUUUCAUCAAGUCCCUGAAUCAUGGUGGUGGCACCCUGAAGCCUCGGGUAACAUCCUGGUGGGACAUUGUCGAGAGCUACCAAUCCGUAUCUUCCCCCGAUCAUAAUGAGCCCAAAAUCGCAGUUAAAGUGGUGAGUCAAAUAACCGAGAAAGGUUACUCCCUGGGGAAGGUGAUCACCAUUGACUUCAUAAGGUCGAUGAUCAAAAAAGCCACCGCCGGGAAGCCUCCUGCCUCUCUUGUCGUCAUAUUCACCGAUAAGGAAAGUGCGGUCGCAUCCCUUUGCAGGGGAAAAUGCUAUGAUCACGGAGUCAUAGAUAACCAGCCCUAUCUCAUCGUCGGAAACCCCGAAGUCGAGUGCCCCGAUGCUUGUGGCUGGCCCUUCAUGAAGUCCAGCUACAAUCCAGGCAUCACCCUCACACCGCCAAACGGCAACCCCGCCGUCGAUGCUAUUCUAGUCAACUUUGCUGCCGGUUUGGCUGCUGCCGUCACCAAUCCAUUCAACACCGGAUAUUCCAAACCAGGACCCAAAACCUGGCCGCUGGAGGCCAGCACUGUUUGUAACGGUAUAUUCGCAAGCGGGUCGUUCCCGGGGAAUCCCGGCAAGGUGGAGGUGGACGCGAGAACAGGUGCUGCUUUCAAUGCUCAUGGAUUGAAGGGUAUGAAGUUUUUGCUUCCUGCGCUGUGGAAUCCACAAACAUCAUCAUGCUGGACCCCGAUGUAGAGAGCAGAAUAAGCUUUUGGGAUUAGCCCAAAUAAGCAAGUUAUAAUCUUUUUUUUGAUGCGACAAGCAAGUUAUAAUCAAUAUAUUAAAUUUCAAGAAGCAA
Messenger RNA from Rosa chinensis, 1036 nucleotides. RefSeq names its product protein EXORDIUM-like 2. The transcript has a single exon. Lineage: Eukaryota; Viridiplantae; Streptophyta; Magnoliopsida; Rosales; Rosaceae. The record is from RefSeq and is a predicted model, not a curated record. Bases 1 to 933 code for a protein of 310 amino acids.